AGCGCCAGUAUUGGGGUUCUGAUCUUGAGCUCCCUACUAUGGACUUUGAAGAGGUACUGCACAGUGAUGAAAGUGCAUACAAGUGGUUGGUUACCCUUAAAAAGGUGGGAAUUGUGCUUCUAACAGGAGCUGCUAUCAAACAGGGAGAAAUUCUGAAGCUCGGACAACGCAUUGGUUUCCUUCGCCUCACGUUUUAUGGGCCUACUUGGCAAGUGCAAGACAAAUUGGAUGCCAACAACGUGGCGUACACAACUGAGAAGCUAAGUUUUCAUACCGAUUACCCUGUUCUACAAUUUCCACCAGGGAUUCAGUUUCUGCAUUGUAUAAAACAAACUUCUACUGGAGGGGAGAGUGAAGUUGUGGAUGGAUUUCAUGUAGCCAAUAAGUUGAAGGAGCAAAAUCCUUGUGCCUUCAAAAUCUUGACCUCUACAUUUGUAGAUUUCACAGACACUGGAGUUGAUUACUGUGAUUUUGCCAUGCAAGCCAAACAAAGAAUUAUAGAUGUAGAUGAAAAGGGCCAAGUGAUUCGUAUCAAUUUUAACAAUGCAACCAGAGAUACAAUAUUUGACAUACCUGCUGAAAAAGUAAAGCCAUUUUAUGCUGCUCUCAAGGACUAUGUUGUUCUCCUAAAUAGCACGGAUUAUAAAUAUUCAUACAAAAUGAAGCCAGGUGACAUAGUGGUAUUUGAUAAUUGGCGUUUACUUCAUGGUCGGCAGAGUUAUCAGGCAGGAGCAGAAAUAUCCCGUCAUCUUGAAGGAGCCUACGCAGACUGGGAUGUAGUAAUGUCAAGACUCCGAAACUUACAAAAGAAUGUUCUGGGGAGACAAUACCUUUGAAGCUUGCCCUAAGGAGAACUCUUGGGGUUGGAUUUUUUUCCAUAACGGAAAGUGAACCUGAUAUAUUCCCAGUUUAUUCAGGGCAUUCCUGAAUAAGCUAGGUGUUGUCUAUCGUGUUGAAUAUGUAGAUGAUCUCUUAAACAAAGAAUAACAUGGGUUCUUACAGGUAGUCCUCAAUGUAUGUCUGAUUGGUUAGUAACCGUUCAGAGUUAUGACACGAAAAAAAGGACUGUUAACCUGGCUCCCCCCCCCCCAUUGUGAAUAUAUUUUGGGUGCUCAGCAACCUGCCUACAUUUGCAGCCAUUUAACACAUUCUGCAGUCAUUUGAUCACAAUUUACAAUAUUUUUUUGCCAGGAAGUGAUGCUUAUCUCCAAUUUGCAGCAAAAAUCAUUCUUUGCAGACAAUUGGUUCACUUAACGACCUUGGCAUUUGCUUAACAACUGUGGUGGAUCCACUUAACAAUCAUGGUGAUAUGCUUAAUGACCAUUGUAUAAAAUGUAAAAAUGAAUUGGUGAUGUGAUGACCUGCGUAACAACUGGUAUGACUUUUGACCAUAAUUCUGUUCUUAAUUGCAAUCAUAAAUUGAGGACUAUUUGUAUUGUGAGAAAACAUAGUUUGCCCUUUCUUGCUAAUUAGAGUCUGAGCAACUUCCAAGUUUUCCAAAGAAUAUUGAAGAAUAGACUAUCAAAAACCAAGAAUAGCAUGUAAUGUUGAAAACCUUUAACAAAGUCUUGUCCAUUUUGGAGGCAGAUGCAUUGAGGACAGGAAAGAAAUCAGAGGUGGAAUGGGAAGUUCUCUUUAUGAAAUGAGAAGUUCAUUGCUAUUAAUCCUCUGAAAUCAGGUUAUUUUCUUUUCACAGCCUUAAAAGUUAAUAGUCUGUCUCCCGGACAUUUUUGUGGAGUAUAAACUGACUCAUAGGCACAAACCAAAACAAUAAUUAACAAAAACAAGAAUUUUUGUUUCAGUUUUCAAAGUUACAGUAUGUUGUUCUUAUAUUUGUAAUGUCUUAUGAACACCAACAUGGGAUGCAGUGGCUCAGUAGUUAGGAUCGUUAAAGAUCAGCAGUUCGAGCCCCGAGUGCUGUGAGACAGAGUGAGCUCCCAUCACUAGUCUCAGCUCCUCCCAACCCAGCAGGUUGAAAGCAUGCAUAUGCAAGUAGAUGAAUAAGUGCAUAUAAGCAUGCAGGAAAGUAGCAGUGUUCCAUGUUUCACUGAACACUCUGUGCUGAGGCGUGAUGUCAUGCUAGCCACAUGAUCAAUUGUCUCUGAACAAUGCUGACUCUUUGGCUUAAGAAAGGGAGAUGAGUACUGCCCCCUUAAAAUUGGUCACAACUACAGAGUAAUAUGUAGACCCUUGGGGACACCUUACCUCUUUUUUUUUCUUAUGUAGACCAACACAUUUUAUUUUGCAAAUGUAAAGUUAAAACUCAUGUGAAAAAGCUAGGAAAAUUUUAAGCAUCAUGAAAUUUUACUAAAUUAAUACAUUCAUACAAAAAUAUGUGUCAUGAAAAUUAUAAUGAAAUCAAGUGUAUGCUUUUUACAGCUCCUAAAAUUUUAUAUCAUAGAAUGGCAACAAAUUCUUGGAAGAAUCAAACCACUUUGCACAACAUACUGAGCUUAGCACAAUGUAUGAAUUAUUUUAAUUCUGGUUCUUUCUAAUGAUAUCAUGUGAAAUGAAAUAAUGUCCUGACUAUUUUUCAAAAGUGACUUAAAAGAACUAAGAUGAAUUUCUUUUGCACAAGAGUAGAUCUUACAUAAUAGUAAAGAAUCUCCCGUGCAUACUGUUGCUGUGAUUAAUUUUUAUGGUGCUUUUUUUUCCCUCUUGACUUGCAGCAAAGAAGUUGCAAGUUGGAGUGUCUUAACUUUUUAUUGAACUGUCAUUUAUUCCCCCAAAUUCAGUUACAUUUAUUGUUUUGACCAUUGGUUGUAACAAAUAAGAUGAAACCUGCACAAAAUAUUAAUAAAAAGAUUAAAAUGUGCAAAAAUCAGUAAAAAAAAAACCAUUAAAGCAAAUAUAAUAUUAGCCUUAGGAAUUUUUGAUAAAAUAUCAUCUCUGUUUAGCAACAGCUCAUGCAAAGUUUACUAAUUUCUGUAGCACACUCUUCUCAUCUAAAUUCAUUAGGUAUUCAAUUUUAUAUGUAUCAGGCCCAAAUUAUUUUCUUACCAAGAAGGGAUCCUGAUGUUUUCCCGGUGCUGAAGGAGAAAUAAAGCAAUACAAUAAAUAAUGGAUAAAAUCUUUUGUAAUCUCUUUGGAGCAAGGGCAGAAGCACAUAUUAUAUGGGAUGUUGAGAAAUCAGCCCUCUAUAACUGCGUCUACUUCCAAAUAAUGUUA
This is a messenger RNA of Thamnophis sirtalis, 3168 nucleotides long. Lineage: Eukaryota; Metazoa; Chordata; Lepidosauria; Squamata; Natricidae. The record is from RefSeq and is a predicted model, not a curated record.